Messenger RNA from Puntigrus tetrazona (Sumatra barb), 1825 nucleotides. It is a transcript of the gene pla2g12b, whose product is annotated as phospholipase A2, group XIIB. Gene Ontology annotation, biological process: cholesterol homeostasis; arachidonate secretion; triglyceride homeostasis. The transcript is spliced from 4 exons. Gene Ontology annotation, cellular component: extracellular region. The record is from RefSeq and is a predicted model, not a curated record. Lineage: Eukaryota; Metazoa; Chordata; Actinopteri; Cypriniformes; Cyprinidae. Gene Ontology annotation, molecular function: A2-type glycerophospholipase activity; calcium ion binding. The coding region runs from base 119 to 838 and encodes 239 amino acids.
AGGCACUAUCAACAGAGGCUGUGUGUGCUGUUCACUCUUUUCUAUCUAAGCCCUUCGGCUUUAUCGGUCUCUCCUUCUUCUUGGACCCUACAGACCUCCCGGGACCCGGGGCCAAAUCAUGUUUCCUCGUGUGCUUCCUCUGCUGCUGCUCUGUAUCUCCACAGGCUUGGCUGCCACGCUCAUCCAGGCCUCUGCUGAUGCAGCUGCGGUGGAUUCUCCAGCUGACGGCUCCGUUCUGCCUGAAGCUCAGGCUGGUGAAACCCCAGAUGACAUCCUGAUGGCAGAUGCCCCUGUUGAGAGACAACCUGCAGAGACCCAGAGCUCCACGCAAGAAUCUGAAGAUGAUUCAAGCUGGGGCUUGGGUUCUAUCAGAGGGAGUUUCCAGGCAGUCAAUGGCUAUUUUGACUCUAUACUGGAGGUGAUGGGGGGUCGAGACGGUGUAUGCCAGUACCGCUGUAGAUAUGGUAAAGCUCCUCAACCUCGUCCUGGAUAUCAAAUGCCCGAGCCUGACGGUUGUAGCACCUCGUUGCUGGGCUUCCAGGUACCUAACAGUUUUGAUAUGGGCGUCCCAGCCAUGACCAAAUGUUGUAAUCAGCUAGACAUUUGCUAUGACACCUGUGGUUCUAACAAAUACCGCUGUGACACCAAAUUCCGCUGGUGCCUCCAUAGCAUCUGCGGUGACCUGAAGAAGAGUCUGGGCCUCAUAGCAAAAGUUGAAGCCUGUGAGACCUUUGCGGACACCAUGUAUAACACCGUGUGGACUUUGGGCUGCAGGCCCUUCAUGAAUGGCCAGAGGGCAUCCUGCUAUUGUGAAGGAGAAGAGAAGGACGAGCUGUGAAGAUCUACAAACCACAAAAACACACCACCUUAAACACAUAUAAACACUUUUGUAGUUUAAACUACUCCGCACUAGGGCUCAGUAUUAGGAUGAAGUAAGACACCCUGGUCACAUUUCACCACAUUGAAAAAGAAACUGUUAGAAAGAUUUACCGCAGUGUACAACGGUGGUGGUUGUUGUUGGAUUCUCAUUAGUUAAUAUAGUUAAUUUAUUUAUCAUCAUUAUUUUUAUUUGAAAUAAUUGUAAUUGUUAUCAGCAUACGUUAAAUGCUGUAAAUGACCUACUACUGCAAUGUAUAAAUACUAUUGAUUUACAUUUACUAAUUUAAAUAAAAUAUUUAUUUGCUUUGCAGCAAAAGUUUUUUUUAAAUAAACAUUUUGCAUAAAUAGUCUGAUCUUCCUAAAAAUGUCACAAAGAUUCACCCACUAACUCUCAAACUGGUGCUAGUGAAUUUGUUUUAGUUCAGCAGAAACUUAAGGUUUACUCUGUAUGUGUGAAAGUGUCAUAUUAUGAUUUGGGUAGUGAUAUUUAUGCAAAUAAUGAUUGUCUGAAUAUCACGUUCUGAAAACUCAAACGUUCUCCUAAGCAAGUAGUUUUAUUGGAUUUUGUUUGAAAUGUAAUUAUAUGCAGAAUAGAAGGUAAACAGUAAUACACAUGAAUAUGUAUUUCACUGAGAGAGAGACAACAUGACUACAGACUGUGACAAAAAUAACUGUAUUGGCUGUAAAAUAAUUUUAUUCUACUCAGUAAAACAGUGCUGAGAUUAUACAGAAAUUAAGCAUUUUAAAACUGUAUAAUGCUGCUCAGUUUCUUGAUCUAAGCUUUUUUGAAACACCUAGAGGCUUUAUGUAGUAAAUAUAUAUGUCAGAAGUAUUGGAAGGAAGCAACUGUUGCAAAUUAUAAAUGUAAGAUUCCUGCAGAUACUGUAUGCAGAAUGGAUGUGUUUAAAUACAAUAAAGUAGCCUGUAGAUGGCGUUGUGGGUAGGA